Molecule: messenger RNA, 117 nt
Organism: Anisakis simplex (herring worm)
Lineage: Eukaryota; Metazoa; Nematoda; Chromadorea; Rhabditida; Anisakidae
Source: the annotation of a GenBank genome assembly
AUGUUCUUUUCAAGAUUCAGCGAACGAGAAAAGAAAGAAAUAGCCAUCGAAGAUGUUAUUUUAGAGGAAUUUGUGGAGUUGCUGAAUGUCGUUUAUCCAUCACAUAAGCCUAUUUCG